Raphanus sativus (radish) is the source of this 1851-nucleotide messenger RNA. RefSeq lists its product as uncharacterized. Bases 1 to 1851 code for a protein of 616 amino acids. The record is from RefSeq and is a predicted model, not a curated record. The transcript is spliced from 3 exons. Lineage: Eukaryota; Viridiplantae; Streptophyta; Magnoliopsida; Brassicales; Brassicaceae. Gene Ontology annotation, molecular function: nucleic acid binding; RNA-DNA hybrid ribonuclease activity.
AUGGAAGUGUAUAUCGAUGAUAUGCUCGUAAAAUCCCUUGACGAACGCGAUCAUAUAACUCACCUAGAAGAGUGUUUUGCAAGGCUGAACCAGCAUAACAUGAAACUUAACCCGUCAAAAGGCAGGUUCACGGUAGCAUCGGGAGAGUUCCUCGGUUACCUCGUGACAUUUCGCGGGAUAGAGGCCAAUCCAAAACAAAUCGACGCACUGAUAGAAAUGGUCUCCCCGAUGCCUUCCGAGUUUGAGUGGUCGGAGGAGUGUGAGAAGGCUUUCCAACAGCUGAAACAUUACCUGGCCACUCCUCCCGUUCUUGCAAAACCUGUAGAGGACGAACCUUUAUUCCUCUAUAUCGCGGUCUCCGCAUCGGCAGUCAGUGGCGUCUUGAUACGAGAAGAACGCGGAGAACAAAAGCCAAUCUUUUACGUAAGUAAGACACUACUAGACGUUGGAAACUCGAUACCCAUUGAUGGAAAAUUGGCAUUUUCCGUCAUAAAUUUGGCAAGAAAGUUGAGACCGUAUUUUCAGUCUCAUACCAUAGUGGUUCUCACCACGUUCCCCCUGCGGACGAUUCUGCCCAGCUCAAGCCAGUCCGGCAGACUCGCAAAGUGGGUAAUCGAAUUAAGCGAGUACGACGUCGAGUAUCGCCCAAGGAAUUGCGCGAAAUCACAAGUACUCGCAGAUUGUUUUGUAGAAUUACCCACAGGAGACAUAACCAACGAAGAGCCAAAUUCGACUUGGGUCCUUCACGUCGACGGAUCAUCGUCUAAACAAGGAUCUGGGAUCGGGAUUCGACUCACCUCACCUACCGGAGAAAUCCUAGAGCAGUCAUUCCGUUUGGAUUUUCACGCAUCAAACAAUGAGGCGGAGUACAAAGCGCUUGUCGCAGACUUGCGGCUUGCCCAUGGACUAAAAAUCAGUAACAUUCAAGCUUACUGCGACUCUCAGUUAGUCGCGAACCAAUACAGUGGAGAAUACGAAGCAAGGUUUGAAAGGAUGGAAGCGUAUCUGAAACUCGUCCAAGACUUGGCCCGUGACUUCAACCAGUUCGCCCUCACUAUGAUUCCCCGUUCGGAAAAUGUCCAGGCCGAUGCCUUAGCCGCCCUCGCCUCAAGCUCAGACCCGGGACUUAAAAGGAAAAUCCCCGUCGAAUUCAUAGAACACCCGAACAUCGGACCACCAGUGGUCAUCAAUCUGAUCAGGGCGCAGAUUGAAGAUGCGGAAGAAAACGAAGAUCAGCCAGAAGAAGAUGCGGAUCAAACCGACUACGGCUGCGACAGCCCUUGGUUAGAACCCAUUCGAGCCUAUAUCGUGGAUGGGACCUUACCCGCUGAGAAAUGGGCAGCCCGAAAGGUGAAGACCCAAGCAGCGCGGUACAUCACGAGAGAAGGCGAAAUUUAUAAAUGGCGUUUCUCCGGCCCUCUCAUGACAUGCGCUGAAGGAGAAAAGGCGAUAAAUAUCAUGGAAGAGGUCCAUUCCGGGUCGUGCGGAAAUCACUCCGGCGGAAGAUCCCUCGCAAUCAAAAUAAAACGCCAUGGAUAUUAUUGGUCAACUAUGAUCAAAGAUUGCGAGAAAUUCGCACGGAAAUUCGAGAAGUGCCAAAGGCACGCUCCAACGAUUCGCCAACCCGCAGACAUCCUCUCUUCUAUCUCGUCCCCAUAUCCCUUCAUGCGGUGGUCCAUGGACAUUGUCGGACCUUUACACAAAUCAAAGCAGAAACGUUUCCUCCUAGUCCUCACGGAUUUCUUUUCAAAAUGGAAGAACUCGAAGGAGUUCUCUGGUCACAUCGAACCACCCCGAGACGAGCAACAGGAGAAAAUCCCUUCGCCCUCGUCUACGGGACAGAAUGCAUGA